CGAUAUUAACACUUUCUUUUGACUUUUUCCUCAAUCAUUGUCAUUGUUGAAUUUAACUCACGGUGUCGCUAUACACCAGCUUUACAACGAUCUAAUUACUCUAUCCUUUGUGGACAGACAUUCUUGUACGCCCAUUGAGUGGUCUAGAUAUCAGCACAGUUACACUGAAUUACUGUUGCUAUUCGUGUUAUGUGGUAAAACAGCGUUUCUUGUAUCGAUUCUUCACCAUCAUAAGAACUCACCCUAGGACGAUGGCUUCGAAAAUGAUCUUGUUUCAGCCGAGCUGCUUCUAUUUCCUCCUUCUUUUGCAUAUCGCGUAUGGAGACAUGAGCUAUUCUUUUCCAGAGGAGAUGAAACGGGGAUCGGUUAUUGGGAAUAUAGCCAAGGAUCUUGGGCUGGAAACGGGCGCGCUCUCUAACAGAAGAGCCCGCAUUGACAGCGAUGGGACUGACAAACGUUACUGUGACAUAAACCUGAAUAACGGAGAGCUGAUUGUUGCCGACAGGAUUGACCGAGAGGGGCUUUGUGGCGAAAAGGCUUCAUGCAUCCUGAAACACGAGCUUGUCCUGGAGAAUCCUCUUGAGCUUCAUCGAUUUAAUCUACACAUUCAAGAUAUCAAUGAUAAUUCACCACAAUUUAAUUACGACUCAAUAAAUCUGGAAAUUCACGAGUUGACAGCAAGAGGAGCUCGUUUUGUGAUAGAGGAGGCGCAUGAUGCGGAUGUAGGACAAAAUUCAGUUCAACAGUACAGCCUUAAGAAGAACGAUAAUUUCAUUUUGGCUGCUAAUGGAAACACAGUGGAGCUUGUACUGGAUAAAGAGCUUGAUCGUGAAAUGCAAGAGGAGAUUAAUUUGCUUCUCACAGCUUUAGAUGGUGGGUCUCCUCAGAGAUCAGGUACCGUAGUCAUACAUGUCACUGUACUGGAUGCUAAUGAUAACGCCCCAGUGUUCAGCCAGGCCGUUUAUAAAGCCAGUCUGCCUGAAAACUCUCCUGUAGAUACAGUUGUGGUCACAGUGAGCGCGACUGAUGCAGACGUGGGAGUGAAUGGAGAUGUGACAUAUGACUUUGGACAUGUUGCUGAAGAUGUAAAGAAGAUAUUUAGCAUUGACCGUAAGAUAGGUGACGUACGAGUAAUUGGAGCUGUUGACUAUGAAAGUACUACAUCAUUUGAAAUACGCGUUAAAGCAAAAGAUGGGUUAGGGCUUUCUUCUUAUGCUAAAGUAAUAAUUUCCAUCACAGAUGUGAAUGACAACGCUCCUGUAGUCAAUCUGAAAUCAUUGACAAGUCCCAUACCAGAGGACACCCCACCUGGUACAGAGGUGGGCAUCAUUAAUGUGCAGGACAGAGACUCUGAGAAUAACAGACAGGUCCGCUGCUCUAUUCAGCAAAAUGUCCCUUUUAAAUUAGUUCCCUCAGUUAAAAACUAUUAUUCUCUGGUGACCACAGGACAACUGGACCGUGAACUAGUGUCUGAUUACAACAUUACAAUCACAGCCACUGAUGAGGGCUCUCCACCUCUGUCCUCCUCUAAAACUGUUCAGUUAUCUGUAGCUGACAUCAACGACAACCCACCUGUGUUUGAGGAACAGUCCUACAGCGCAUAUGUGACAGAAAAUAACAAACCUGGCUCCACUUUAUGUUCCGUUAGUGCUCGAGACCCCGACUGGAGACAAAACGGUACAGUGAUUUAUUCUCUGUUACCUGGUGAGGUGAACGGUGCCCCGGUGUCCUCCUAUCUGUCUGUUAACGGAGACACGGGGGUGAUCCACGCUGUGAGGUCGUUUGAUUAUGAACAGUUCAGGAGCUUUAAAGUCCACGUGAUGGCCAGAGACAACGGUUCUCCUCCUCUGAGCAGCAACGUGACCGUCAGUGUCUUCAUAUCGGAUGUGAACGACAACUCUCCCCAGAUACUGUACCCCGGGCCGGAGGGAAACUCCUUCAUGACCGAGCUUGUCCCCAAAGCUGCACACGGAGGCUCUCUGGUGUCCAAAGUGAUAGCGGUGGACGCGGACUCCGGACAGAACGCCUGGCUGUCCUAUCAUAUAGUCAAAUCGAGUGAUCCGGGACUUUUCACUAUUGGUCUCCACAGCGGAGAGAUCAGGACACUGCGGGACAUUUCUGAAUCUGACAGCAUGAAACAGAACCUUAUUGUGUCAGUGAAAGAUAACGGACAGCCCUCUCUCUCUGCCACCUGCUCCAUGUAUUUACUUAUUUCUGAUAACUUGGCUGAGGUGCCAGAACUGAAGGAUAUUUCUUAUGAUGAGAAGAAUUCAAAACUGACCUCUUACCUGAUCAUCGCGCUGGUUUCUGUGUCCACCUUUUUUCUGACUUUCAUUAUCAUCAUUCUGGGUGUGAGGUUUUGUCGCAGGAGAAAGCCCAGACUGUUGUUUGACGGAGCAGUCGCCAUCCCCAGCGCUUAUCUCCCUCCUAAUUACGCAGAUGUUGACGGCACAGGAACUUUACGCAGCACUUACAAUUAUGACGCCUACCUGACAACAGGUUCUAGAACCAGUGACUUUAAGUUUGUGACAUCAUACAAUGACAACACACUGCCUGCAGACCAGACUCUGAGGAAAAGUCCAUCAGACUUUGUUGAUGCCUUCGGAGAUUUGGAAGGGUGUUCAGAGGUAUGAAAUUUGAAUCGAAUGCAUCCUUCAUCAAUCCUGGUCGCUUACAUUUUCAUACUGUCAAGAUGUGACAUUUAGGCUAAUUAGUUCAAGUCUUGUGCAGUUUUCAUUUAAGAUAUGGCCUGAGGUUUGUUAGUUUCACUCUUGUGCGGACACAGUGUGUUUGAAUUAGUCUUGGAAAAGUUAUGGUGGUUGUCCAGCUCAGCAUAUUAAUGUGUCUUCAAUCAAAGUUGCUUUCACCCAAAGUCUGUGUUUUUAUUCCUAGAUAUUUUACUGUCAUCAAAAGGUUGUGUGUGAGACGGGCACCUUACUGAGCUGAUUAUUCAUCUAUAGAUCUGUUAUUACUGGUGUUUGGUCAACAUAAAGUAAAUUUAUUUUUCAUUUAAAUUAUCAAGGUACUGAUAUUCAUUUUUAAGAGGGUUUUUCUUGUGGUGUCACCAAAAGCUUGGUCUUCACUUUUUAACCAAUGUUAUAUAACAUUGACAAAAAAUUAAACAUGAAUGAGUGCAGUGCUUGAAUUAAAUUAUUGCUGAACUAUUAGUUAGAUUAAGCAUUAUAUUACUGAUCAGCUGGAGCAUGAAGGGUGCAGUGUUACAGUGAUGACCUGUGACAGAUUCUGCACAUAUCAGUGACAUUGUAUAAGUUUCUCUCAGUGCUAAAACACAUCUAAAACAGAUGAUUAUUGAUGCAGAGUAAACACUGUCUGAAGCCUUGCUUACAUGUUAUCAUUUGUCACUUUCAGGAUACAACUUGUGCUCAGUUUCCCUUUCCCCCAUUCUCUCUCUCUUAUUUCUCUCUUCUCCUCCCUCAUUCUCUUUAUCUUUCUCUUCUUAACAGACUCAAACAAACAAAGUACAUCUAACUUCUUACGCAUUCAUGUCUUAAUUCACCUGCAAUCUUGUGCCGCCUUUGUCAGGUGGAAUUUCAAACUGAGCUCUUAGGCAGUCAUUCUUGUUGGUUUCUCUUUGAUCGACUAUGGCUUGGAUUAUACUUCAUUUAUAGCUGCUUUGGACAGGAGGGCCUGCAACAUGAAUAAAUGUAAAUGAUAACUAUGAUCUUAUGUUUAAGCCCAGGGAACUUAUGCUAUAAUGAUAUUUAGUAUAGUGUUACUGUAUAUAUCUUAUAUAUACCUUAAAGAUAUGAAUGGUUGACAAACCUACACAGACAUACUGGAUGGUGUCGUAUGUAGCUCUUUACAUUUGAAUCCAGUCCACUAUGCCGUAUUAUCAGAUGUUUAUUAGGCUUCCUGUUGUUUGAGUUUUGUUAUUGUUGAUUGCUCCCUGGUCUGAUCAGUGUAAGUGUAAAAUACAGAUAAUACAAAUGUAGAGAGAAGAAAGCAGUGCAUUUUUUAUUUUAAUUGCAGUUUGU
Messenger RNA from Lates calcarifer (barramundi perch), 3995 nucleotides. RefSeq names its product protocadherin gamma-A2. The coding region runs from base 252 to 2633 and encodes 793 amino acids. The record is from RefSeq and is a predicted model, not a curated record. Lineage: Eukaryota; Metazoa; Chordata; Actinopteri; Centropomidae. The transcript has a single exon. Gene Ontology annotation, biological process: homophilic cell-cell adhesion. Gene Ontology annotation, molecular function: calcium ion binding. Gene Ontology annotation, cellular component: plasma membrane.